Fusarium venenatum is the source of this 1812-nucleotide messenger RNA. RefSeq lists its product as uncharacterized. NCBI's taxonomy places the organism in Eukaryota, Fungi, Ascomycota, Sordariomycetes, Hypocreales, Nectriaceae. The record is from RefSeq and is a predicted model, not a curated record.
AUGAUGGCUUUACAAGAUAACGAAAUUCGUCUUCUUCUUGUUAAUGAGUUAUAUUCGCCAGGAGAACGCCCUCAAAUGACCUUCAAAGUCGUAUCAUUGAACAACCCUCCACCAUUUGUCGCGCUUUCUUAUGUCUGGGGCGAUUUAGCAGACACCCUACCACUAGGUGUCGGUGAACAUAUUAUCACAGCAACUAGAAACCUUCAUCAUGCACUAGAAUCCCUCACCGUAUCCAAAAAAUACCAGGCGUUGUGGAUCGACGCUCUCUGCAUCAACCAAGAUGACUUUGAAGAGCGGGCGUCGCAAGUAGCAAUGAUGGGAGAUAUCUACUCACGUGCGGAGUAUGUAUUGGCAUUUCUAUCCCCUCAAUCGGAUCCUUUCAACAUGGGACUGGAUUUUAUGGAGAAAACUGCACAGAAUCCCGAAAUGCACUUCGACCCGUCUCUGUCACCUCAUCUGACAGUCGAUGCACCUCGCCUGGCAGCCUUUGGGCUAACUGCCAGUGAUCCAAUUCUUCAAAGAUCCAUCAUCGACUUCUUCGGUACUCCAUGGUUCACGAGAGUCUGGACCGUACAGGAGUUUCUACUAGCUCGAAAGGUCAUAUUUCGCUGUGGCAAACGUACGAUCGAUGCGGAAGUCGUCAAGAAAUGUUGCAGAAGUUGGAUUGAUCAUUCGAAAACGUGUUGCUGGAGCGGGGAUCAACCUCGCCACGGUAAUACCCAUGGCUUCAUCGAUACCACCUGGGACAACAGCAGUAAUCUGACACUUUAUACCGCCACGUUACGAAUGAAACCUCUCAUGGAUAUGAGCAGUCGUGGUCGUUUGCAUAGUAUUGAUUUCCUGGCCGCAAUCUCACUUUUCCGAAUACGGCAAUGCUCGGAUCCGCGGGAUAGGAUAUAUGGCUUUGCUGGGUUGUAUCUUUCAGGCAUCGAUAUCAAAAGAGAACUGCAGGUUGACUAUCAAGUUUCAACAGCCCUACUAUUCAGAAAUCUCGCCGCUACCUUGAUCGAGAAGUCUCAAACUCUGGACGUAUUAAGCCAUGUACUACACGAAUCCCGCAUUGACAAACGUGUGCCAGGGUUACCGAGCUGGGUUCCUGAUUGGAAUGCAACGAUGAAUGGCCGCCAGCAUUUGCUGUACACGGAUCGAGCCGAUAGGAUUCGCCGUUGCCAUGCCUCUGGAGAUUUAGGACCAGGAUGGGCGUUCAGCGCAUCUGGAAACGUCUUAAUUCGCGGCUUACAAAUCGGUAAAGUCAAAGCCAUUGCGCCUGGAUACCCUUCAAGUAGUAAAAAUUCAACAUUUGGAGGUAAAGAAACCAUCGACUCAUGGCGCCGCCUCGCUGGCUUGUUCGAAACCCUGCCUUUGGAGGAGGGCAUCCAGGACAGCCAAGAUAUUGCCUUCCAGAAUGCACUAAGCGGUGGUUUCACAUGGGCAAAUGAAUCCGUUGAUUACCCAGACGCGUACAAGUCAUGGUUAGAAUGGUUCACAUCCACUAAUCCAGGUAGCUUGCCAGUUGCGUGCAAGGAAAUUACUCAAGAGUUCGAUGACUUGAUGCAUCAGACGAGUAUGCAUAGAUGCUUUAUACUCACGGACAAUGGGGAAUUGGGUUUUGGACCUGAGACGACGGUAGAGGGCGAUGCGAUAGUCAUUCUACCAGGAGGAAAGGUACCAUAUGUUUUGAGGCAAGUGGAGGUUGCCUGUCAAGGCACGAUAACAUACCGACUACUAGGCGAUGCCUACAUUAAUGGCGCGAUGGCGGGAGAAAAGGCCCGUUCAGGAAUGUCGGGUUUUGAGGAUAUGUUUCUUGCAUAA